Molecule: messenger RNA, 1020 nt
Organism: Medicago truncatula (barrel medic)
Lineage: Eukaryota; Viridiplantae; Streptophyta; Magnoliopsida; Fabales; Fabaceae
Exons: 2
Coding region: 136-843 (235 amino acids)
Source: RefSeq, a predicted model, not a curated record
UCAAGAAAAGUCACUUUAUUGGCACUUUUGUUUUGCCUAUAAAUAGCUAGCUAUCUUCUAUGUUUUUGAACAUAAAUGCAUCUUUGCUAAUAGCAACAGUAGAGUUUUUAAUCGAACUUACAAAAAAUAUUUGAGAUGGAUCAUGAACACUCAUUAAAAAGGAAGCCUCCUGGAGAACCAUACACAUGCAGCGGUUGUAAAGAAUUAGGUUUUGGAUCAAGUUACCAUUGUGAAAAUAAGAAUUGCAGUUAUGUCCUGCAUGGAGAAUGUGCAUAUCCUGAUCCUCAUGCCCGUCAUCCAUUUUUCAGGAAAAGCUGUUUUGAUUUCCUUAGAAAACCACCUGGAUAUAAAAGAAGAUACUGUAAUGCUUGUGGAGGAGAUGUGUUAGGGUUUGUUUAUCAUUGCUCUAAAACAGGAUAUGAUCUUCAUCCUUGUUGUUUGAAGCUGCAAGAUAGUAUUUCUGAUGGAGACGUGAAACUGCAACUCUAUCGUAAAUCUCGUUCAAAGUGUGUAAAAUGUAAGCAUAAGCAUGUUGUGGGAAAUAUUCAAGGGUGGUCUUAUUAUGAUGGAAAUUCUAGUUAUCAUGUGUCUUGUUUCAAGGCUUUGAUACUUGAUAAUUGGAGAAGGGGUUGUUUUUCUCAAGGUCAUAGAUCAACUACAAAUCUAGCUACUACGAGUGGUGGGGCAACUACUCAGCUUACAAUAGUCGGAAGAAGGUCAGGGAGAAUAAGGAGCAUGGUUGCAAAGAUGGCAGUAGUGGCGUUCAAACUAAUAUUUUCAGCUAUUUUUGGAAAUCCUAUAUCUUUUUUUACUACUAUUCUGGAAGUUAUUGCUUCAAAUUAACUAGACCAAAAUCAUGUGGCUUGCUUUUACAUUAUUUUUUUUCUUUUGGUGUUUGAGUUUGAAAUAUAUAUGUAAGAUGAAUAAAGCUUAAGUGAGUGAAUGAUAUUUGUAUUAAUUAUAUAUGAAAUAAUGUAUUAUAAUCUAUGGAAAUGAAUAAAGUAUGGAGUGAUUGAGAUA